This is a messenger RNA of Mytilinidion resinicola, 2141 nucleotides long. RefSeq lists its product as uncharacterized. The coding region runs from base 354 to 1943 and encodes 529 amino acids. The transcript is spliced from 3 exons. NCBI's taxonomy places the organism in Eukaryota, Fungi, Ascomycota, Dothideomycetes, Mytilinidiales, Mytilinidiaceae. The record is from RefSeq and is a predicted model, not a curated record.
UGAUGUGUCAAUUGAUAUCAUAAGCAAACACAUUGCCGGAAGGUAUACACAAUGGGCCGCCAAAGAAGCCGUCAUAAAAGCCGUUAAGCCACGCCGUAUACUCCUCCGUGACGUGGUUGUGCUACCCCAUCCAAAGGACCCCUCAGACCCAUCGUCUGGCGGUGUCUACGCUGUCGUCCUCGAUAGUCCUUUCGACGACACAAAAGCUGAAUCUAAACCUACUCCUAUAAGCACAAUCAAACCUUUCAGGUCCCUCAACAAGCACGACGCGAUAUUCCAGGCACUAGAGGCACAAGAUAACGCAAAGAGGGUGCAGGAGUUGGAAGGGGAAAUUGUCAACCUGAGCAUAAGCCAUGACGAGGACUACGCGUGUGCCGUGUGUAUUGCGCCAAUCAUGCACGCCGCACCGACAACCAAGUAGUUCCCCAACCCUGCUAAGGAAAGUACGAGGAGUAGCAAGCUCUCAUAGGAUACCGGAGUUACGGACUGAGACCGAUCCAACUACUAGGGAUAUCCCGAAAUUGGUUGAAGAGCCUGUGAGAGCUAUCCCACCCGUGGCAACUACCAGGGAUGACUUUCUCGGGAAGGAGAUAGAAAUAAGAAGGUUUUCCGUACAAAAUGAACCCAACGCUAAAGUCACAGAGCCCACUGCCAAGGAUGUCACCGAGAAACCGAUCAACUCACAGUCCGGAAGCACAUCUAGGAAGAUAGACCCACCGAAGCAAGUCGAUCCAUUUGCGAGAUACAAGCGUAUUAAGGCACAAUUUGAAGCACUUAAGAAGACACCUGGAGCGGGCCAGGAUAGUUCAAAAGGCAUAGAAACGGAAUCCCAGCCCGCUGGAAAAAGCCUGGCGCAGAGUCCUGCCUUGAAAAACAUAAAGAUUAGCAACGGAUCUGCACCGUCUGGCUUGAAUGUCUCGAAAGCGGGUAAAUUGCAUGGGGAUGACCUUCCUAGAGUCACAGAGUCAGAUCCCCAGCCUUCUUCCGCGAAACCCGUAAGAAUCCAAAAAUACGUAACAUUUCACGAGCAAGUGGGGGCUCGAAAGCACGCAAACAUCCGAAGUUACCUGGGAAAUGCUAGUCACGCAAAAGUCCCAACGCGGGUAGCAACUCCCCAGUCUGUUUCCGCGAAACCCGUAAGAAUCCAAAAAUAUGUAACAUUGUACGAGCAAGUGAGGGCUCGAAAGUGCGCAAACAUCCCAAGUCACCUGGAAACUCCUAGUCACGCGAAAGCCCCAAUGCGGGUUGCAACUUCUACUCCCGUAAAGACUCCAGGACGCCUUCAAGUCCGACCACGCCUGGUCUUUAGGGAAAACCGGACUAUCAGCAAACGCUCUAAAAAGCUAUCGCCACCACCUAUGCCUCUUACAAUUCUCAAAGUUCCCUCUGACCCCUCUCCCAGUCUCCUGAGGACUCCCGGACCCCUUCAAAUCCGAAAGCACUUGACCUUUGGGGAAAAACGGAGCCACAAGAAACGCUUCGAGAAGCCAUCGCCACCACCCACACCUGCCGAACUUCUCAGAUUCCCCUUUGACCCCCGGCCCCUGUCCGUCGACUGGCACCCCGGCGACUGGUUCUGCGGCCUGCCUAGCUGCGGCUGGCACAACCACUCCACCUGGCAAAUGUGCCAUAACUCUACUUGCGGCACGCCGAAAGAGGCUGCGAAGCCGAUCCAUAAACUGCUGAAAGGAGAGUGGGUGUGUGUUGCGAUAUCCUGUGGCGUGUAUAACGGGGCGGAGAGGGAGAGUUGUCAUAGAUGUGGCGCGGGCAAGAGUGAUCAGAGGAAGUUGAAGAAGAAGUGGCCGAGGGAGGGGAUAUUGGGGGAGGGGCAGUGGUUCUGCGCGGUGUGUCGGAAUAGGAAUAAGAAAGAGGACUGGCAUUGUAAAUGUGGAUCUACAGAGGAAUGGGGAGGUGGGGUGGGACUUGGGGCGUGUGAGUUUUGACUAAGAGAAGAAGUGAAGGCCAUUGACUUCAGUCAUAAAAUACAAUCCCGGGACGUAUGUUUGGGCAGCACUCUUUCUUGCCACUGCUUGGGGUGCACCUAUCAGCAUUCGAAACCCUAAACGCAAUCUAGAGUACUCUUCACGGUGGUGUCGAGACAGCAAGACAGAAGCCUAAGCGCACCCAUUCCGUCACCGAGA